Molecule: messenger RNA, 3588 nt
Organism: Morone saxatilis (striped sea-bass)
Lineage: Eukaryota; Metazoa; Chordata; Actinopteri; Moronidae
Gene: map7d1a
Product: MAP7 domain containing 1a
Biological process (GO): microtubule cytoskeleton organization
Cellular component (GO): microtubule cytoskeleton
Source: RefSeq, a predicted model, not a curated record
CAGCAUCAGCUGUAGUGUGUCGGAGAGUGAGAAACUUCUCUCACUCCUCCUCCCCUGCUUUCUCUCUCCCCAAAUUCCCUCAGACACCUUUAUUUUCUCUUUAACCUCUCCCACAGGAGCAGCCGCAGCCACCGGUGCCCCAGUCAACAGGCUGGUACUGGCUGGGUUUUAUUUUUUUGGGUUCUAUCUCUGCUCUAUCUGGACGCUCUCGGGAGUUUUUUUCUGCCCGGUUCGUUCAGGACGUCGGGUGCAACUGGAGCAAGUUUCACCCCCCUCCCCGUCCCCCCCAUUCUGCCUGAGGAAUGAGAGGAUUGCCGGAGACCCGAAACUCGCAUGUUUGAAUGAACAAAAGAACAGAAAGCGAGGGUACUACCGCCGAAAUGGAGGAAAACACUCUGCCAGGAGCAACAUCUCCCCACUCAGAUCUGAACACAAACCCAACAAGGCCUGACCCGGAGGGGGAGAGUAGCCCCCCGAAGACGGACAUUACAGAGAGAAUGGAGUCUCCAGCUAAGAAAGAGACCGACCGGAGAUUGACUACCCCCACAAAAUCUGACACCCUUCCUCGAUCACCUGGGUCACCUGCAUCACCUGUCCCCAGGUCGAAAAGGAAGGAAGACAUCAUGAAGUCAGAGGAGAGGCAGAAACUUGCCAAGGAGCGGAGAGAAGAAAAGGCCAAAUAUCUUGAAGAGCUCAGCAUGUUACAAGCUGCUAAAAAGACCCAGUGGCUGGAGAAGGAGGAGAAGGCACGGCAGCUGAGGGAGCAGCAGCUGGAGGAGCGCCGCAGGAAGCUCGAGCAACAGCGAAUCAAGGCAGAAAAACGGCGAGCCGCCCUGGAGGAAAGACAGAAACAGAAACUGGAAAAAAAUAAAGAGCGCUAUGAGGCAGCCAUCCACAGGUCAACCAAGAAGACUUGGGCAGAAAUCCGCCAGCAAAGGUGGUCCUGGGCUGGCGCUCUAAGCCAGAACUCCAGCCAGAAAGAAACACGUAACCUUGCACUGAGUCCAUGGGAGAGCAGUAUAGUUGACCGGCUGAUGACGCCAACGCUGUCUUUCCUCGCUAGGAGCCGCAGUGCUGCCAGUGUCCUCAACAAUGGCAAAGAUGGCCAAUCUCCUCUCUGUCCCCGUUCGGCUUCUGCUAGUCCCCUUACCUUGUGCGCCCACCAGCCCCACCACCGCUGCUCCGAUCGCUGGAGAGUGACAUCCAGCACACCAGACAUCACCCAACGCCAACACAGACGGAGCUCCACACCUAUGGAUAAAAACAAGAAAGAAAAGAGAGACAAAGAACGGGAGAAUGAGAAGGAGAAAAGUGCCAUCACUAAAGAGAAGGUGCUUAAGAAGAGACAGUCUCUACCAAGCAUGAGACACAGAGCUGAUCCAAGUCCCAGUCCUUUAUCAAGACAACGGCCGUCAUCCCCAGCCACGCCUAAGGGCAGGACAGCCUCUCCCAGCCCUGCUGCCUCCCCCAAGCCUCCAUCCGCACGUGGAAGCCCGUCGACUCCUAAAGGUCGGCCCAAAAGAGCCAGGACCCCUGCCAGGAUAGACCAUCGCACCUCCUCCCCUGUCACACUCGAAAGAGUGAAAGAGCCUCGCAGGCCCGCUACCCCUGAGGAGAGAAAGAGUUCCCCUGUGGUACCUGCCAUCGCAGUAUCCUCAGCCACUUCCUCAACCAAUGCACCGAGCACGCUAGUCACAACCACUGCAGCCUCCCCCUCACCUGAGCCAGUCCACUCUGCUCCGUCUGUCCCUGCAGCAUCACCUGCACCUUCUCCAUCAGCCAAGCCAAUGGCAGGCACCAACAACCCAGAGGAGGCGGCUCGCAUCCUGGCAGAGAAACGGCGACAGGCCCGAGAGCAGAGGGAGAGGGAUGAGCAGGAGCGCCGCGAACAGGAGGAAAAGGAGAGGAUCCUGAGAGAGGAGCGAAUAGCAAGGGAGGCGGAGGAGAGGCGAUGCAGGGAGGAGGAGGCUCGUGCCAUGGCUGAGGAACAGCAGAGGAGGGACGAAGCCCAGCGCCUGCAGGAGGAGAAGGAGGCUCAGGAGAGAGCCAAAGCCGAGCAGGAGGAGAACCUCCGCCUGCAAAAACAGAAAGAAGAGGCUGAAGCUAAAGCCCGGGAGGAGGCGGAGAAGCAGCGUCUGGAGAGGGAGAAACACUUCCAGAAGGAGGAGCAGGAGAGGCUGGAGAGGAAAAGGCGUCUGGAGGAGAUCAUGAAGAGGACACGCAAAACAGAUGGAGGCGACAAGAAAGAGACAAAGUCCUCCCCUCUUGCACACGUCAAUGACAAGGAGGCAGAGAGCAGUAAAGCAUCUGUUGAAUAUCAGCCAAAGCCUGAGGCCAACCUGCCCAAUAACAUUACAGAAAAUGGACAGACCAAUGUCAAAGAAAGCAGCCCCUCAGUCCAAGUGGUCAAUGGGGUCCAGCCUCCAAGACAUGAAAAUGGUCUAUCCACUAAAGGAGACACUACCCACUUCGGUGAUAUCAUCCAUCUCACGAAUCACGGCAACACCACCAAUGGAGCACGAGAUAAGACUGAGACCAGCAUGGCCACCGAGCCGAUCCUCACAUUUGAGAGUGAGGAUUCAUUCAUGAAAAAGGCAGGCCCCAUGAAGCCUCAGCAUGUUGCAGAGGUCCUGUGACAUGUUCCAGUGUUGAAGUGCUCGUCGCCUUAGCCCACAGACCUUUCCCAGCCCGGUGACCUGUGCCAUCAACAACCUUUUUCUAAGCCCCUAAUAGCAAACAUGCUUCUCUCUGAAGAUGAAGUGAGCCACAGAAGAUGACGACCAAGCAUCAGGACAAAAGCGAAAGACAAAACGGGAUGGAAGGUGUUACUGUGUGCGACACGGAUGCAUCAGUGUUAACAUUUGUAAAGAUCUUUGUGGCACCGAUUCCAUGCACCUUAAUACUCAACAGUAUCAUCCUUUGUACAUUACAGUACGGCUGAGUAAUUAUUACAGUAAGCUGAAGUGUUUGUUUUCUUUGUUCUUUAGUUAUUUAACUGAAAGAGAAAUAUUCAAGACUGGGUACAUUUUUGUGAAUAAUGUAAAUUAACUUUGUGUGAAGGACAAAGGAGGGAUGGGCCUGUAGAUUAACGUUGUAUGAAAGGGAGUCAUUUUAUGCUACUCUGCUCUGAGUAGACCUUCUAAGCGAAACCCAGGUAUUAUACAUCCUGGUCUGUAUAAAGCUACCUGUAACAGUUUUUGUAAAGUUAAACUGAGAAAUCUGGAAAGAGAUUUGAAAUGUAAGCUCACAUGCAACAGCUUCUUACUGUGUGUAAACAUACUGUCUGUCUCAGCUAUGAUUGUAUGCAGAACUGGAUGUAAUAAUGAGUGUGCAACCUUGACAAUUAAGAAAAUAGAAGUCAUCUAAGGUCAGAUCCCUACAAAAUAGGGAUUUCCUCUACUAUUUAACAGUUAAAGCUGUUUUUAUUUCACGUGUGAGCAUGACUCAGUUUUCUCUCAUUUGCAUUGAGAUGCCAUGAACUCAUCUGUAUUUGAAAUGCUGGUGCGUGUAAAUGCUAUUAUUAUUUUGAUGUGCGUUACAAGGUCAGUGGGAGUAUCUUAAGUCUUAUUAAAGACAUGCUGUCCAGUC